Notolabrus celidotus (New Zealand spotty) is the source of this 1820-nucleotide messenger RNA. RefSeq names its product ribosomal oxygenase 2 (gene riox2). Lineage: Eukaryota; Metazoa; Chordata; Actinopteri; Labriformes; Labridae. Bases 318 to 1718 code for a protein of 466 amino acids. The record is from RefSeq and is a predicted model, not a curated record. The transcript has 10 exons. Gene Ontology annotation, molecular function: histone H3K4 demethylase activity; histone H3K36 demethylase activity. Gene Ontology annotation, cellular component: nucleolus.
AAAUCUUAUGUUCCCUCCCCCUGUUUGAAUAACAAUAUGGAGAAGAAGAAAAAGCAACUGGGGCAGAAGAAGAUGUAUCUGUGUUGUAGAACUGAAUAUUUUAGAAAAAGGGUUCACUUUGGGUGGUAAUAAUAUCGUUACUUUGCUCUGUAGGACUAUCACAAACCAGUAGAUGGCGGUAAUGCAACAGCUAUCAAUGCACAACCUUCAUAAAAACCAGCAGAAGAAGAAGCCGUUUUGUUUCCAGUCGGACACAUUUAGCCAGACACAGCUAGGUUCACGUGCAGCAGUGCAAGCCUCACCACAGACAGCUCAAAAUGCCAAAGAGGGGAAAAGCAAAGAGACGGAGCAGUGAGGAGGAACAGCUCCCCUCUAAACAGAGCCGGGAAGAACCCAGCGACCUUCCCUCCCCCCUGAGCUUCCAGAGCCCUGCAGAUCUUUUCAGCAGCCUCCUGCAGCCUCUUGACUCAGAGACGUUCUUCAGGGAGUUCUGGGAGAAGAAACCGAUCCACCUGCAGAGGUCUGACCCCUCCUUGGUAUCGUACUACAAGUCUCUGUUCCAGCUGUCGGACCUGCAGGCUCUUUGCUCUCAGGGCCUGCAGUACUACACAGACGUCAACGUGGUCCGCUGCAUCAAAGGCCAGAAGAAAGACCUGAACCAGGAGGGCCGGGUCAAACACAGUGUGCUCAAUAAGAACCUGGUCCAGAACAAGGCCACCAUCCAGUUCCACCAGCCCCAGAGGUUCAAGGACGAGUUGUGGAGGAUCCAGGAGAAGUUGGAGUGUUUUUUCGGAACCUUGGUGGGCUCUAACGUCUACAUCACCCCUGAGGAGUCCCAGGGUCUCCCCCCUCACUACGACGAUGUCGAGGUGUUCAUUCUGCAGCUUGAAGGACAGAAAAAUUGGCGUCUCUACAGUCCAACGGUUCCCCUGGCAGCAGAGUACUGUGUGGAGCCAGAGGACAGGAUCGGCAGCCCCACACACGACAUCACGCUGAAGGAGGGAGAUCUGCUCUACUUCCCCAGAGGAACCAUCCACCAGGCCAGCACUCCAGCAGGAGUCCACCACUCCACUCAUCUGACCCUCAGCACCUACCAGAGAAUGUCGUGGGGAGAUCUGCUGUCAGAUGUAACCCCGAGCAUGCUUGGUGAACGCAGCAGGACUGACGUCAGUCUGAGAGAGGGCGUGCCCCCAGGACUCCUACUGGGCUGCAGCGCAGAUGAGAACACCUGCAAGCGUCUGGCGGCUCACCUCAGGUGUCUAGCUGAUGUGCUGGAAACAGGUAAACAGGAUGUGAGGUGCACUCACCUGAAGAGAGACUUCAUCAUGAACAGACUGCCUCCACACAGCCAGCAGCUCAUCCAGCCAAUGGGGAGGAUCCCUGCUCUGGAGGACGAGGUGUGUUUGAGGUUUAAGGAUCACAUGGUGAUAACAGUGGAGCCCCCCCAGCAAAGAACAGAUGAUGUCACAGAGCAGGUUGUGUUUGUCUUACACUCGCUGAAGAAUCAGAGAGAGAAUCACAUGAUGGGUGAAGAUGAUGAAGAGGAGGAGCAGGAAAUCUCCAGGGGUCUCCAGUUCCCUCUGUCCCACCUCCAGGCGCUGAUGCAGCUGAAGCAGGAGGACCGCGUCUCUGUGGGUCAGCUCCAGCUGUCCUCACAGGAGGACAAACUCAGUCUGGUUCUGGCUCUGUGGUCUGAGAGCCUGCUGGAGGCGCUGUAACACAAAACUGAACAUCCAUCUGUGAAAAGUCAGAGCUGCCUGGUUUUAUUUCACCUCAGUGUCUCAGUGUGUUAUUCUAUGUAAUAAAGCUGAAACACAUCC